ACGUACUCUACCGACUACAUAAAAUACUGUCGGUGAUUUAUCAAACUUCUAUCCCCAUUCGUGCGAUCGCAUAAGUGAGCUAUCCACGCUACAACAUUUCCUUCUUACUAUUGAAAUCAUCAAGCCUAGGCGGGCCUAUGGGUGUCUUACAGCGCAAAGAUAACCAUCCGGCCACAGCAGAUUUAAGCAGCUCUGUGCGCUCCUCAUGCUCUCGUCAAACUUUUUCUAGCGAACCAUGCCUUGAUUUGUGAUUGUUUUUCGUUGCUUUAUAUGUGAGCAUGUGUAGCCCAUGUUGGAGCAUUAAUUGUCAUCAAAUACUUCGAGGGGAUUCUCGGUUCACGCAACGAUUGGGUGACAGAGAAUAUUCGGCUGUGUUUAGUUCAGCUUCCAGUUCCCAAGUACUUUACUGCAUUUUAUUAGAUCGCUCCUAAUCCGUCACUAUGCGUCUCUUGUACGCAGUAAUAUCUGCGUUGAUUGCUUCUAUCGCUGUCGCGCAAACUCGCUCUCCGAAACGUGGCUUGGUAUUUGUGCCAAAUUCCACCACCCUACAGGACGAUAAAAUAUGGGUUCAACGCAAUUCCGAUCUGACGUGGUAUUACAAUUACCAAUCAACACCAUCGUACGCCUUUAAUAACUUACCACAAGACCAAUUCGAAUUCGUCCCUAUGAUAUGGGGCGCUAUCGAUGAUACUUCCUUUCUUGACUCAGUUCAAGGACAGAUUGACGGCGGUCGGAAGAUCACACAUGUACUGGGAUUCAACGAACCAGAUUCCCAAUACAAUGGUGGUAGCAACAUUCAGCCAUCAAGGGCUGCGGACGUAUGGGUGAAGAACGUUGCACCUCUCGCCGAUAAGGGAGUCAAGUUGGGCCUACCAGCCUGUACCGGAAACUACAAUGGAAUACAAUGGCUUCAGCAAUUCCUCGGUAAUUGUUCGAAUUUAAUCAGUACCGACACCGAGAGAAAGAACUGCACCUACGAUUUUGUCACCAUUCAUUGGUAUGGGGAUUUCGAGGGACUGGCGAGUCAUAUGGGCUUAUACUCGGCGGCGUUCCCUAAUGUCUCCCAAUGGAUCACCGAGUAUAACUACAACGAUCAAGAUCUCGCCACAACCCAGAGCUUCUUUAACACAUCUACUGAGUACCUUGAUCGCAUGGACUCGGUUGAACGUUAUAGCUACUUUGGGGCCUUUCGGUCCAAAGUUAGUAACGUCGGUGCCAAUGCGGUCAUGUUGAAUAAUAAUGGACAGCUUACGGAUAUUGGUUCAUGGUACUUGGGAAUCGGCACCAAGGGUGUUGAUCCUCAAUCGAAAGCGACAAAAUAUAGGCCAAUGACGAGUAUCAUCAGCUCUGCAUUGGCUGUGAGCAUCCUCUUCAUGCUGUAAAGCGAUGCCAUUACUUGGAUUGAGGUUUGGGGACUUGGGUGAGAUGACCGAGAAAGUCAACGGCUCGGCUGCGGAUAUAUAGAACCGAGACGACAUAGUUCGAUUUCUAGGUGGAUAAAAUAAGUCCUAGGUCACUUUAAGCGCAUACAGUAGGAAAUGGCUUGGGGUUAUACAUGGAGUUCAGGAUAGGAAUAUGUACUGUAGGUAGUCUGACAAAAAUAAUGGCAUGUUUUCAUUAAAGUGUUGAUCAAUGGUUGUCGAAUAGGAGUUUUAGUGAGCUUAGAAGGAGAUCUUACCCCGGACUCUCACUAACCACGGGAAAAGUUUAGGCGAUCAUCUACUUACAGCACUGAGUUUAGAGGUACAUAAGUCCCCUACAAACGGAAACAAGUGGGAACAAACGGGACGGUGAUAGGUACCAUGUACUUAGAUUAUAGCGAAGAAUGAACUUGCCGUAGCGUACCUAGGUAGUGUAUCUAGUACUCGCUGGAAAUCCCCACCGAUAGAUCUGCCGAUGACCGAAGUACGCCGAAACAGGCCUCGGCAAAAUGCAACAAACGAGCGUAUCCCUGUAUUACCUC
Messenger RNA from Hypoxylon trugodes, 1963 nucleotides. Its product is annotated as glycoside hydrolase family 128 protein. The transcript has 2 exons. Gene Ontology annotation, cellular component: fungal-type cell wall. The record is from RefSeq and is a predicted model, not a curated record. Gene Ontology annotation, biological process: fungal-type cell wall polysaccharide metabolic process. Bases 441 to 1382 code for a protein of 313 amino acids. NCBI's taxonomy places the organism in Eukaryota, Fungi, Ascomycota, Sordariomycetes, Xylariales, Hypoxylaceae.